Molecule: messenger RNA, 1185 nt
Organism: Striga asiatica
Lineage: Eukaryota; Viridiplantae; Streptophyta; Magnoliopsida; Lamiales; Orobanchaceae
Source: the annotation of a GenBank genome assembly
AUGAAAGCCGUAGGGCACCCGGCGGGGCAGCUGGACGGCAGCUACCGUGUCACCACGUACCCAUCAUCCUCGUCAGCAUUCGGGUUGUCGGGCUCUCGGGCUACAAAGAAUGGCUCGCCACCAAAGCAGCCCGGCCCGAAAAGCCGGCUUGCCACUAUGCAGUCACGGCGGUCGUCUUCUGAGACCGAGAUGUCUAGCUUCACGACUCCGGAUACUUUUGGCAUCGGGUCCCCAAUGGCAGCAUACACGUAUCUGAAGGAUAUAGAUAAGGCAGGAUUUAUGACUCCGAAAUCGAGGUUCCUGGUGGAGACGGGGUGUCGUGACACCGUACCCGUGUUCAGAUCAAUCCUCACCUUCUCAAUGGACGCGUGUAUCAGAUCCAACCGCUCCAGCGUGUGCUCCACCGACAGUAUGUUGGGCGCCACCAUCACCACCGUGUCCCCACCGUCCUCGUCCCACGCGCUGAUCGCGUGCACCAUGUUGAACCCCGGCACCUCGAACCACCGCAUCCCCGACUCCCCGACCGCGUCCCUCCGCAGCACCCCUAUCCUCGGCACCUUCCCCGCGUCCGCCCCCACCGGCGAUCCCCCGCGCACCAUCCCCAGCAAAUCCAUCCCGAUCUGCAUCUCGUUGAAGAUCGCGUGCCUCUUUAAAGCUCGGGCUCGUCAUCGAGAAGAUAGGGACGUCCGCCCGCUUCUCGCCCCCAGCGCCCACUGCGAAAUAAGUCAGGAACGGUGGAAUCGGGCCGUAGCGGAAGGCGAAGGUUUCGCCCGUCUCCGGAUCCGUCUUCGGGUGGGCCGUCAUGCUCAUCGCAAGCUUCCCGCCAAAAUCGUGGCGUCCGAUUGUGUGGAUAUCGCCGGUGAGCGAGUCAACUCGGACCGCGUACGGAAGGUCCGAUUCGCCCAACGCGUAGAGGCGCCCGCCGAUCAUAGCGAGGCUGGUGUUCGCCACGCCGAUGCCGUUGGCCGGGUUGAAGUGGCCGGCGAGGAACCGGGCGGCGGCCAAGGCGCCGCGGGCGGCGGAGGCAGAGAGGCUGCUGAAGCCGGAGAAGACGUUGGGGACGAGUGGGGAGCCGGCCUCGCGCUCGGCCCGGUACUUGUACGUCUCGACGUAGCGGCUGCAGAGGGUGGCGCGGCCUCGAUGGAUGCGGACGGCGUGGAGCAUGCCGUCACCGUCGAAGAGGUG